ACUCUCUCUGACUACGGGCCGAUCGAUCGUACUCGACAAGCACAGUAACAUAUAGCGGGAAUCCUCAACAUCGAAAUGACCGAAGUCGCGAAACCCGUACAGCUCGAAUCGGCUUCGGAAGAGCCUUACUCAAAGGAAGACAUCGCCAAGUUGAUCGCCGAGCUCAACGACCGUCCCUUUCACAUCCAAGCGAUCAAGACCAAGUUUCUCGAUGCUACCCUCAAGGAUUCGACGGUCGGGACGAGCGGGGGCAUGAUGGACGCUACGAACCCUAUCAAGGUGCAAUGGGAGGUCAAUCCUCAGAAGGACUUUUUCCGUAAACUGAAAUUCAAAUACCUCGAACAAGAAGCCAAAUCAGAGUUUACCCAUUCGAUCGUCGGCGAGACUCCAAGGGUGUUGGCACCUCGGGAGAAUGACAAGCUCGAAAUAUCAAACGCCUCAAAGAAGGCACAACUCAAACAGGUAAAGGCGGACCUGGAAGGUUUGACGAAAGAGAACGAAGCGUUAGGCAGAGACGUUUCUGCUUCCUACGCGGAGAUGGUCAAAGAGACUAAAGAAGUAUCGGACUUGGACAAGGAGAUCAGAGAGUUGGAGCUGGAGUUCGCGAGGCUACGUAGCAAAUACCCUCUCGAGGAUCGAAUAACCAUCGAACAAGCCGAGACGAUCCUUGACAAUCAGAUCUCCGACAUGCAGAACAUGGCCGAGGACCAAAAGGCCGUCUCUUCUCAGGUAGAGGCAGCCAGCGCAGAGUUGGCACGUACUGCCAAAGAGGUCCAGAGGAUGGGUAGGGAGAGGGACAGGGAGGAGGCCAAAGCGAGGGAAGCGAGGGAAGGGGCUGAGAAGGGCGAUAGGGGAGUGGACGAGUUGUGCAGGUGGUACACCUCGGCAAUCUCGGUUUACAAGGGUCUCAACGGGGUAAAGAGCAUGCAGCCCUUGUCCGAUACCGACAUCUUGCUCGAAUACAUUCUCGCGCCCGGGUCGAGAGGGAGGGAAGAGUUGACCGACGGGGCAGAUGCUGUGAAGAUCGUGCUUUCGUAUGACCCGGAAACGAAGACGUUGGCUCGCGCCAAGCUGUUGAACCAUAUCGCCGAUAUCGAGGAGAGCGUCGCCGUGGCCGUGUCGAGAAAUGACGUUCCAGGUUUGAUCGCCGACAUACUCGCUCGACUUCGAUCGCCAUGAAAGCUAUGGUUUUUCGCUUGGCUUCUGCGAUCUUUUUUCCCUUUAUAUUCCUUAUUUCGAUUUCAUCUCCAUAAUACGUCCUUUGUAUCAAUGCUACAUUUCUGCAGUUGUACCCCUAUAUCAUUUCGAUUAACCCGAA
Molecule: messenger RNA, 1318 nt
Organism: Filobasidium floriforme
Lineage: Eukaryota; Fungi; Basidiomycota; Tremellomycetes; Filobasidiales; Filobasidiaceae
Exons: 8
Coding region: 76-1179 (367 amino acids)
Biological process (GO): protein localization to kinetochore; kinetochore assembly; attachment of mitotic spindle microtubules to kinetochore
Cellular component (GO): kinetochore
Source: RefSeq, a predicted model, not a curated record